AUGCGAGGAAUAGUCGACCAGUGUCCUGCCGACAUUAUCUUAGCACCAUCAGGGUGCCCCUUGACUGACCUCGAGUACGCCGACGAUGUUGUUAUAUUCGCGGAAAGCACUACGAAACUUCAACAUGUUGUCAACCUUGUAUCGAAGCUAGCAGCAGCCUAUGGACUACGCCUACGCCCUGAUAAAUGCAAGCAGAUGUGGAUCUCUUCGAGACCACGAACCGGAAUCAGGGUGGACGGACAACCGAUAGAACUCGUCGAUGAGUUCUUUUACCUAGGCUGUACGCUGAAGAACAAUGGCAGCUACGAGAGAGAUGUUCAGCAAAGUUGCGCUAAGGCCACUUCUGCAUUUAACUCCUUAACGAAAUGCCUGUGGUCGACCCCCAUCACCAACGAAGUCAAGCUGCGAGUCUACCUAUCCGCAAUUCGCUCCAUCAUGAUGUACGGAUCGGAGACUUGGGCAGCGCCAUCAACGGUUAUGGAGAGGCUUGACUGCACGGAACGAAAGCUGCUUAGACAGCUACUUGGCUACUUUUGGCCUAGGGUAUGUCACAAUGAAGAUCUUUACGCAGAUAUUGAUGUGGUAUACCGGCGGAUGACACGUGGAAGACAUCAACAUCUUGCACAGCCAUCGAAAUUGGCUAAAGUAAAUCGUCUUCGCUUCUUUGGUCAUAUAUUAAGGAGACCGGCAGAUCGCCUUGUUUAA
Molecule: messenger RNA, 705 nt
Organism: Necator americanus (New World hookworm)
Lineage: Eukaryota; Metazoa; Nematoda; Chromadorea; Rhabditida; Ancylostomatidae
Exons: 1
Coding region: 1-705 (234 amino acids)
Source: RefSeq, a predicted model, not a curated record